GGGAUAAAUUCCCUAAUGGCUAGAAAAAUGGUUUGACGUUUGGUUUUCAAUUUUUCGCAUGUUAUUCAAGAAUGAGGGGUUAAAGGACAACGUGAUGAUUCAUCUGCGUCCAAACAAUGGAUUAUAAAAUUUGGCUAAUUGCUUUCCAAUGAACAAGUAGCUCAACCACCAGUGUGAUGUUCAAUGCCUCGAAGAAGAGUUAUUCAAUCGUGAAUAAUGACAAUAAUUUAUCAAACGAAGAUGUACUCCCCCACGACCGACGUAGUGGACCAACUGCCCUCAGUGGACCGAGUGACCAACUGGGACAUUGCUGGCUUUGUCAUAUCUAUAAUAAGCCACAUUCUGGACGUGAUUUUCGACUGUAACAUUGCCUACCGAUAUUACGUCCACCAACAAUUCGCCUAUUUCUUCACCACUCUGGGGUUCAUACUCGUCCCAGCCUUUGUAAAUACUGUCUUCAGUAUCAGGAUGUACAUGCUAGAUAAAGAUAGUGAUAGGAGCGCAACUCUGACUGAUAAAUUUACCAAAAGGAGAUUAUGCUGUUUCGCUGUGUUGAUAUUUCAAUUAGCGCCAGUCUUGCGAUACUUUGAUGCCUUGCAAUACGCCAUCAAAUCAAAGAAAGCCGAAAAGAACAAGGACCAGGAGAAUCAGCGGAAGUACUACGAACUUAUGGUCAAAGAAGACUCGGAUGUCGCCCUGUUGAGGGUCCUUGAGUGCUUCCUUGAAGCGGCCCCCCAACAAAUCUUACAACUCGCAAUUAUUUUCAGUACAAAUAGCAACGAUCAGGACAGCUUAGACAACAGUGAUACUUUUACCUUGGUCCAUCAAUUGUUAUCAAUUGGUAGUUCGUUUGUUAGUAUGGCGUGGUCAAUGGCCUCUUAUCAGAGACUGUUACGUGUCUCUCUCAAAAACAAAAACAACAUCUCAUGGCCAGGGACACUAGUCCAUUUCAUGUGGCACUUCCUAGUCACAGUUUCAAGGAUCCUGUGUAUCAGUGUGAUAGCAUCCAAGUACUUGGUGCCUACGAUUCUGGUGAUUGUUCUCCACUGGUUCGUGAUGACAAUGUGGCUGUCUUGUACGAACCAAAAAAAUAAUUUUUGUAAACAUAACAAGGUCUAUGACAUGUUUUUCUACUCAAUUUUUGGUACUGUGUAUAUUUUCACGCCAGUUACGUUAGUCGAAGGCCCGACUUUUCUGAAAUAUGUUUUCUUUUACGUCGUGCUGUUUGUAGAAAAUACGAUAGCUAAUGUUGUGUGGUACUGUAAUGCUGAUACUACUCUGCAGAAACAGAUUUAUUAUACACCUAUUGUGUAUUUGAACGUUAUUCCGUUUUUUGCGGGACUGACGUUCAUGUUGCUGUACUAUAAAGUCUUCCAUCCUAGCACAGGGUAUCACAGGACACAAGCUGUCCUUCCUAGUUAAUAAUCAAGGAUCAAAGAGGAGUAGGUGAAUAUUUUUCUGCAGUGACUCUGAUCUCCAAGUACGUACUCAAAUGAAUCCUCUUUGGUUUUUAGUUAUAAUUUUAUUAACAAUGUGAUGUCUAAUUUAUUGUGUUAGUAGAAUUGAUGUGUAUUUUACUAAGUAGGAAUGGCCAAAGUAUGUCAAUUAGUUGUAUUUUUCCUAUUGAUUUGUGUUUGUUGGUGCAAUAUUUAGUUGAAUUGGUCCAGUUUUGAGAUUAUUUUAGUUGUAUGCACAAUUGUGGCGAUGGAAUCGAGCUCCAUGACUUAGCAAGUUGUAACCUUCAUAAAACCAGUGCCUUAAUUUAUACUUAACUUAUUCGAAAAUAAAAACUUUCAAUUUA
Tribolium castaneum (red flour beetle) is the source of this 1801-nucleotide messenger RNA. Its product is annotated as XK-related protein 6. The coding region runs from base 217 to 1422 and encodes 401 amino acids. The transcript is spliced from 4 exons. Lineage: Eukaryota; Metazoa; Arthropoda; Insecta; Coleoptera; Tenebrionidae. Gene Ontology annotation, cellular component: membrane. The record is from RefSeq and is a predicted model, not a curated record.